AACCCGGGGCUCAUAAAACCGGGCAGUUAAAGCAGCAGGUGCUACCAUUGCUGUCUGUGCUGGGCCGGCACCAUGGACUAUGCGUCCUUCCUGAAGAGGACUCGAGUGCUGUUCUGCAUCCAGAACCAGCUGGCACGAGAGUGCCUGGCCGAGCUGCUGGCCGUCUUCGUGCUCAUUCCCCGGGGCAGCCAAAGGUUGAGCUCCACAGCCUUGGCACUGGAACAGAGUCAAACCAGCAGCGGUGAACGUUGGCCACCGGUGCCCCCCAGCCCCAAGGUUCCCCUGCGGCAGCCUAUGACUCAAUCGCUGAUAACUUCUUUUAUUCACCACUGACUACGUGAACAACGGCACUGCCUCCCUGCUGCCCCGUGCCUCACGGAGAGCCGGAACCGGGCAGCGGGUGUGGGCAGAAGCACAGAGACAGCACGGGAAGAGGCACCAAAGCAGCCCUCGGCUCCGUGCUGCCCUGCGCCCAUCUCACAAUGGGACACGGCCAUGGGGAGAGGGUGCUGCGUGGGGGCAGAGCGCGGGGCUGGGCGCAGCCGUGUCCCUGUCCUGCAGCUGAUCACGCUGGGUGGCGCGGCACAGAUGGUCACCAGCUCCGGGACCAAAGGGAACGUCAUCACCUCGUCGCUGGCGGGCGCGCUGGCCGUCAUGGUGGCCAUCUACACGGCGGGGGGGGUCUCCGGGGCCCACCUGAACCCGGCUUUCUCCCUCGCCAUGUCCCUGCUGGGGCAGCUCCCGUGGUGGAAGUUCCCCAUCUUCGUGGCCGUGCAGAUCUUCGGGUCCUUCAUCGCCGCCGCAGCCGUCUAUGCUCUGUAUUACGACGCCAUCUGGUCCUACAGCAACGGGACCCUCACCGCCUCCGGGCCACGGGAGACGGCGUCCAUCUUCGCCACCUACCCCGCUGAGCACCUCUCCCUCCCCAACGGCUUCCUGGACCAGGUGCUGGGCACGGCGGUGCUGAUCACGGGCAUCCUGGCCAUCACCGACACCCGCAACCAUGCCGUGCCGCGAGGCCUGGAGCCGGUGGCCGUGGCGCUGCUGGUGCUCGCCAUCGAGGUGUCCAUGGGCUCCAACUGCGGCUGCCCCAUGAACCCCGCGCGGGACCUCGGCCCGCGGCUCUUCACGCUGCUGGCAGGAUGGGGCACCGAGGUGUUCAGCAGGGGCAGCGCGUGGUGGUGGGUGCCGGUGGUGGCCCCGCUGGUGGGGGCCGCGCUGGGCACGGGGCUCUAUCAGCUCUUCGUGGCCUUCCACCACCCCGAGGAGGAGGAGGAGGAGGACGGCGGCCGAGCACGCAGGCAGACCAAGCACUGACGGCCCCGCGGAGGCCGCGCCGGGGAUGACCCCAUUAAAGAGCCGAGCCGCG
Messenger RNA from Gallus gallus (chicken), 1369 nucleotides. It is a transcript of the gene AQP10, whose product is annotated as aquaporin 10. The record is from RefSeq and is a predicted model, not a curated record. The coding region runs from base 496 to 1317 and encodes 273 amino acids. Gene Ontology annotation, biological process: water transport; glycerol transmembrane transport. Gene Ontology annotation, cellular component: plasma membrane; basolateral plasma membrane. NCBI's taxonomy places the organism in Eukaryota, Metazoa, Chordata, Aves, Galliformes, Phasianidae. The transcript is spliced from 6 exons. Gene Ontology annotation, molecular function: water channel activity; urea transmembrane transporter activity; glycerol channel activity.